UCGUAAGCCCAGGGUAUGUGAGUUAAAACACCUCCCUGGUAAGCCUUCGCUUUUAUUUGCAGAGGUUAAAUUACAUAAAGCGUAUACAAAAUACUGCAUAGGCAUUCGCAUCAGAGAGGAGGUUAGGCCCAAACAAAGUUGAAACUUUCGCGACAUUGGUUUGAAGACGGUGGAUUGCUUGAAGUUGGGAUCGAGGUACAGACUGAAAAUGGCGCGAGUGGCAUUUUUUGUUGUUUUCGUGAUCGUCUGCGCAGUGUCGGUUGCGUCGUCGCCGACGGAAAGGGAGAUAUCAGAGAAACAGAUAAAGGAGAAGGGUCGCAUGCUGCUCGCUAACUUCCGCCAGAAGGCAAGAACCUUGCUAACGAUGAAAGUUGCCGAGUGGAAGACGGCUGACCAGAUUGAAGCGAAUGUCGAUAUCUUAGAAAGAUUUCAACAUGUCGAGAAGGAGGCUGAAUACGAAAUCAAACAGCACAUUGUCGACGCGAUCAAUGGAAACGAACCCGUGGUCGAUCCCGACAUUCCCCCACACUCGGAGGAGAUCGCAACUUUGUUCGGGGAGGCGCUCUUCGCCACUACGUAUGCCGAACAGAGCAGUAAAGAAGAUAGCAUGAUACAAAUACUCAAAGAUAUAUUAGAAAACAAACUACAUUAAUGAUUCGAUAGAACUAUAGAAUAAGUACGAAAUUAGCCAAUUCAUACAAACUAACAUCCUAUACUAUUUUAAAACUUCAAAAUCAAGGUAAAGCAAUUUUUUUUAAAAAUUUCAUUUAUUGAUUUUAUCACGGUAAAGGUCACCGUGGAUGUUCUUCUGUAAGUCUGCCGAUUUGGUGGAUACUAAAAUGCAAUAUCGUGUUUUCAAUGAAAAGCCAGGUCAAUGAACCUAGUCUAGUUUAUGACAGGUUGGUUAUCACUUAUGACAAGAUAUAAGCUAGAUUAAAACAACAAAUAUGAUUUU
This is a messenger RNA of Strongylocentrotus purpuratus (purple sea urchin), 955 nucleotides long. RefSeq lists its product as uncharacterized. The record is from RefSeq and is a predicted model, not a curated record. Bases 209 to 652 code for a protein of 147 amino acids. NCBI's taxonomy places the organism in Eukaryota, Metazoa, Echinodermata, Echinoidea, Camarodonta, Strongylocentrotidae. The transcript has 3 exons.